UUACCAUUUUUUAAGCCAAAACAUUUUUAACAAAGAUUUUUUUAAAUUAAUCAUUUUACCCUUAAGGACAUCCCUGUAAGUUGCCAAUUUAUCUGUUUUUGUUCUGUUCUUGGAACAGUUUUGUUCCAUAAAGUAUAGCUACAUAAACUCACACACACAUAGGAGUCCUGAUGCUGAAGUCCACUUCUGGUUUUCCGGCCCCUCCCCUCUAAGAGUGAUUAGUGUGGUAAGCCGCAGCCAGAUUGGGUGAGAGAGUUAGUCUCAUUACUGCAUGUACAAUGAGCUACUGCUCUCAGCCUGACCGCUCUGAUGCUGGACAGAGGAACUUUAUAUGAACUACACGACCUGACACAUAAGAAUUAAGAGAAGGAGAAUUUCAAUAGAGAAGCUUUCAACUUCAGGAUCAUGCAGGAACUCAGAUAUUUGAUGUUCCCCAAGAAGGUUUAAUUUAAAGGUAGCUCCACUAUGAAGGACUCAAAGAAGCGUUAAGCUUAAAGGACGUCUAGUUUGGUUUGUUUGGAUUGUCUCGCAUCACCAUGGAGAUCAGGAAAGUGCAUCUGAAAUGCUCCGGGACAGUUUUACUGACCAUGAUGAUGUUCAAAUGGGGUAUAUUCUGUUCCGGAUCUUCUGACAUGUGUGCAUCUUCACCCUGUCAAAAUGGGGCAACAUGUGUGGAUACAAUGGAUGACUAUGUGUGUUUGUGUUCGCGGGAAGGAGUGCGGUACACAGGGAGGGACUGUGCUGAGCUGUACAAUGCUUGUGUCUUCGCUGAAUGCGAAGGAUGUGUGACUGAACUUGGCACGGAGAGCUACACCUGUCCAGAGAACAUCAGCAAGUGUGAAAGUGGGCCAUGUGUAGGUGCCCUCUCUGAGUGUGUAGACGAGCUGAACAGCUACAAAUGCCUGUGCCCACCUGGUUUCGGAGGAGAGGACUGCAGUCGUCGCAUCCCAGACUGUAUUGAUGAACCCUGCCUCAACAAUGGCACUUGUAGACGGAUAGUGGAUGGAUUUGAAUGCACCUGUUCAGUGGGUUUUCGUGGUGAGACCUGUGAAGAGAAUGUGGAUGAAUGUGAUUCACAUCCUUGUCAGAAUGGCGCAAUCUGUGUAGAUGGGACCAACAAGUAUCACUGCUUCUGUGUGCCUGGAUACCAAGGACACAACUGUGAAAUUGACAUAAAUGAGUGUGCAUCACGACCUUGUUGGAACAAUGGAACAUGUAUUAAUGGAAAAGACCAGUACCUAUGUGAAUGCCUACUCGGAUAUACAGGAGUAAAUUGUGAGAUGGAGAUUGAUGAAUGCGAGUCAAAUCCAUGCCAAAAUGGAGCUACCUGUCAUGACCUAGUGGGACUGUACACCUGUGACUGUGUGCAGGGGUUUGAAGGUUCAGAUUGUGAAAUCAAUAUCGAUGAAUGUGAGAGUGAUCCAUGUCAGAAUGGAGGAAUAUGCCACGACCUUGUCGAUAGUUAUGAGUGUGAAUGUGAGGGUACUGGGUUUAUGGGAGACCACUGUGAGGAGGAUAUUCUGGAGUGUGCAUCACAUCCUUGCCAACAUGGAGGAACUUGUCUAGAGGGCAUUAACCACUACAACUGUACCUGUUGGCCAGGUUUUAAAGGAGAUAACUGUGAGGUGGAUAUAGAUGAAUGUGCUGAUACUCCCUGUCAGAACGAUGGUGAAUGUUUUGAGAAAUCAAAACCAGAACACUGGGAGACAGACUGGGAGUUCACCUAUGCCACAGCUGCAGGUUACGUCUGUCAGUGCCAACCAGGAUAUACAGGAGAGAACUGUUCAGUGAACAUAAACGAGUGUGUAUCUGAGCCAUGUCACAAUGGAGGAAGCUGUGAGGAUUUGGUAAACGGAUACAAGUGUGUAUGCCCAGAAGGGUUCGAAGGUAGAGAGUGCGAGGUUAAUAUAGAUGAGUGUGAGAGCGACCCCUGCCUGAAUGGAGGUGUAUGUGAAGAUGGAGUGGCUGAAUAUAAGUGCCACUGUGCAGAAGCUGAGGAAGGUCUCUUGCCAUGGGGGGGACCUCAAUGCACUGUGGAGCUGCUUGGUUGCAUUGACCAUGCAUGCCAAAAUGGUGCCACCUGCUUGCCAUGGUUGGAUGGAGACACACAUGAACAUACUUGUCUUUGUCCACCUGGAUUCUAUGAUGAUGUAUGUUCAACACCAACCACAUUCUCCUUCUCCUCUCCAAAGUUCUUUCUUAUUGAAGUUCCACCAAUGGAGCGCAGAAGGAGAGACAUUGAAGAACACGAACACCCCCUGGGGGUCCACCUACGCUUCCGCACCACACUGCCUAAUAUGCUGCUGUUCUUUCGUGGCAAUGCUGAGUUCUUCCUCUCUCUGGAGAUUGUUGGGGGUGAGCUGCGUGCCAAGGCAAUAUCAAAGAAGGACGGGUCACUGGAGGCACAAUUACCAGGGCUUGUAAGUGAUGGGGAUUGGCACGAGACAGUGGUGAACAUUGAAGGACGGGAUCACGAUAUCAGACUGGUGCUGCAAGUUAAAGGUCCAGGCUGUGACAAUCAAGUAUGCAGAGUUGAACGCAAGCUACCGGAUGGCCAAGAAAGUUUCUUGCACCAUGAUAGCCUCACAAAGUUAUAUGUGGGUGGAGCACCAGAAGAGUACAUGGAGCUAACCUUGAGUGGUCAUGGCUUUUUGGGUUGUAUGGAGGACCUACUGGUGGAUGGCCGUCCGGUCCUGCCACACGAUCUGGGAGAUGAAGAGGCGAGCAUAGAGGUGGGCUGUAUAAAGACGGAAUGGUGCGGGGUGGACCCAAAUCCCUGCUCUCAACAAGGGCAAUGUGUUGACCUCUGGACGAGCUACCGCUGUGACUGCUAUAGACCUCACUAUGGAGAUAACUGCAGCCAAGAUUUCCCCUUUUGGACAUUCAGUCAUGAGGACUCUAAAAGCUUUCUUGCAUUUGAACUGCUGUCUGAUUUUGGCAGGAAUUUUAGUGUAUCAUUCUUCCUACGAUCUCUUAAAUCAACUGGAUUAUUAUUUCAGCUCCGUAAGGCAGGGCUUCAGGAAACAGAGGAGGAUAAUCCUUAUUUUACCAUGUACCUGAAAAUGGGACGAGUACAUGUGACCUCUGUGGGGUCAACCAUCUUAUCAUCACCAGUGUUUGUCUGUAAUGGAGAAAAACAACUGCUUCAGAUAGACAUACAGGAGGGUCAGGUGUUCUUCAGCCAUGGUGGAUUGCGCUACGAGCUUGGCUCUUUGCCUGACUUGGAUGUUCUGGAGGGUGACCUGGUGUAUGUUGGUGGGGUUCCAGGUGAAGAAGGUACAGCUGAUUGGGGGGGUCAUUUUAAGGGCUGCCUGCAGGACCUGAGACUAGACGACAUGCAUCUGGAUCUGGAAAUCAGCGAGAAUCUAUUUAUCUCCAGGGAUGCAGAAAACGUGCUGCCUGGAUGCAUAAGUGAUGACAUAUGCAAGGUGGAUCAUUGCUUAAAUGGUGGAGAGUGCAUAGUCACAUGGAAUGACUUUACUUGUUCCUGUCCACGGAAUUUCACCGGAAAGACAUGUGAAACACCGGUUUGGUGUGUCAGUAACCCAUGCGUAAAUGGGGGACACUGUGUGGAUCUGUUGGAUGGUUUUGAGUGCAUUGCUAAUGCAACCUUUGACAACACACCCUUACACUACAGUGCUAACGGAUCUCUAGUUAACCCAGUGACCAACGUUACCAUGGAGCUCCGUACAAGGCAGGAAAAUGCUGUGUUACUUCGUGCAGCAUGGAGAGGGGCGGAGUUUCUACUGAUUGGUCUAGUGGAUUCAGCCAUUCAUGUGGAGCUUCACACCGAGAACAGUGUGGAACCAGUGAUAUUCUCUGGACAGAGGCACAUUGGAGAUGGAAACUGGCAUCGCAUACAAGUUGCCAUGGCUCACCCAAAGAGGGAUGCAUCGCAGUGGUUAAUUUUGGUGGAUGGCAUCAUCGAUGGUAACAGUGCACCGGAACUUGCUGGUAGUUUAAGUUUUCUUAAAGACUCCUCAAGUGAAGUUGCACUUGCAGAGGCGUACACAGGAUGUCUAGGUGCUGUCAGAGUGGGUGAGGUAUACCUUCCAUUUGUAGACAAUGCCAAAACACCUCAAAAAUCACGGUUUUGGCGACAACAAGAUGAGCGUGUGCGCAUAGGCUGCUUUGGGGCUACAGUGUGCCGCUCUCAUCCCUGCAGACAUGGUGGUACAUGUGUAGAUCUCUUCAAUAUGUUUAGCUGCCAGUGUGCACCUGGCUGGGAAGGGUUCACCUGUGAGAAAGAAACAGACGAGUGCUUCUCAGGACCCUGUCUUCAUGGCAAGUGCAAAGACAAGCUUAAUGGGUUUGACUGCUUGUGUCACCCAGGAUAUGCUGGACCUACAUGUGCAGAAAACAUAGAUGACUGCAAAGGAUCAAAGUGUAAGAAUGGGGGAACCUGUGUGGAUGGAGUUAAUGACUUUACCUGUAUCUGUCCACCCAAGUACAGCGGAACACGUUGUCAGUAUAACUACCCUCCUCUUAAGUGUGAACUGGAUUUUGAAUGUGAAAAUGAUGGCGUUUGUCAUGACACUCAAUGGGGGGCAAACUGCACCUGCCCUCCAGGAUUCACAGGAGACAGAUGUGAGAGAGAAGUUGAUGAGUGUGCAUCUAGCCCAUGUCUAAACGGUGGAUCGUGUCUGGAUCGACUGAAUCGGUUUCAGUGUUUGUGUCCAGCAGGAUACAGUGGCCAGUUCUGUGAAACAAAUAAACAGGCUCAGCAAGAACAUAUACCAUGGUUGGCAAUAGCAGUUCCAUUGGCAUGUGGCUGUAUUCUCUUGGUGGCCAUUGGACUUAUUUUUAUGUUGAUGACAGCACGCAGGAAGAGGCAGUCAGAAGGAACUUAUUCCCCAAGCCAUCAGGAGAUUGCUGGUGCACGCUUAGAGAUGGAUAGCAUGCUGAAAGUACCACCUGAAGAGCGUCUAAUUUGAACACACAAACAGAAAAGGGCUCCAAUAUUAUCUGUGUGACACUAUGGAACUACACUGGACCUUCCCAAGACCUUGUGGUAUCACAGAGCCACAGAGAGAAGAAAGUGCUACAUCAAACAACUAACUUAAAGAUGUACGGUAAUACGAGUGAAAGAGGACAAAACAAAAUUUGGAAACAUGAAGCCAUUAAAUAUGGUUGAUCAUCUGUGGAGACCUAAAACUCUGGAACUUAACCAGCAUCUCUUCAAGUCUAGGUGAACUUGAACUUGGUGAUUCUUUACCUCAUGGCAUUAUAUGCCUGAAUGGCUUUGACAAAUACUGCAACAAGAUGGAAAUAAGAGUUUACAUUCUACCCACAGCAUUUUAAAUCAAUCCUUCUCAAAGGAGUUAACAUUUUGAAAAUAUUUUUUCACAGCAUUUGAAUGUACAAGGUAUGUCUGUAGCAAGACUGUUAACAAGCUACUAUUCCUGCUGUAGGCUACACUGGAUAUGAUAAUCAACACUGAGGAAUAUGGCUUCAUAUUCACACCAGUGUGAACAAUCAGCCAUAUAUUAGCAUUUACAAGGGAAGAGUUUUAACCCUUUUAAAAUAAUGCAUUUUCUUAGAAAAAGAAAAACGAUGCAUUGCUAUUUUGCAUAAAUAAUUUUUGCGUUCACAUUGUGUCAGAAUUACCCUAAUAAUGUGUUUCUGAACACUAAAAGCUAUUCAUGUCUUUAUUGAAUGCACAAUUACAAGAAUUACUUUUGAAAUAAAACUUUUUUGUAUUUGAUCAUGUAUAAACAACCAAAAAUACUACAAGUAAUGCUAGUUAGGUAGCAAUCUUGGCACAUCCUUGUCAUUUUAUUUUGGCCAAUAACCUGCAGACAGAAAAGCUGCACAUUUAACUGCUGAUGAAGUCACAAGACAAACAGCUUUGAGUUGAAUCUAAGCAAAUUUGUAAUCAAGGAAUUACGGUAAUUCCAACAAAAUGUGAACACACAUUUUUUUAUUCUGUUUGAGACCGUUAUUGGAAAAACUGUGAAAAUGUUACUGUUUGACAAUCACUGCACUAGACAAAACUUUUUUUUUUGUUUGUUUUAGGAAUGUGUUUAUACUACUAAAGAUAUAAAUAAACACCACCACCACCAGUAGUUUAUACACACUUACCUCUACCUACACAUGAAAAUAUGAUCGCAAUGAGUGGUGAAAAAAUUCUGCCUGUGAAUGAAGAUAAAACAAGAGAGAUGAGAGAUAAAUAUAAGAACAAAUCCUUGGUGAUGUCUAA
Molecule: messenger RNA, 6199 nt
Organism: Labeo rohita (rohu)
Lineage: Eukaryota; Metazoa; Chordata; Actinopteri; Cypriniformes; Cyprinidae
Gene: crb2a
Product: crumbs cell polarity complex component 2a
Biological process (GO): establishment or maintenance of epithelial cell apical/basal polarity; heterophilic cell-cell adhesion
Cellular component (GO): plasma membrane; protein-containing complex
Molecular function (GO): calcium ion binding
Source: RefSeq, a predicted model, not a curated record